This is a messenger RNA of Amborella trichopoda, 2402 nucleotides long. Its product is annotated as L-type lectin-domain containing receptor kinase S.1. The record is from RefSeq and is a predicted model, not a curated record. NCBI's taxonomy places the organism in Eukaryota, Viridiplantae, Streptophyta, Magnoliopsida, Amborellales, Amborellaceae. Gene Ontology annotation, biological process: protein phosphorylation. Gene Ontology annotation, molecular function: ATP binding; protein kinase activity; carbohydrate binding.
AUGGCUAACCAUUGUGGUCGAUAUCAUUUUCCAAAUUGAAGUGGAUGACACAUUAGACUACGUCCCCAACAAUUUUACCUAACCCAAAAACAAAAUUUCAGUAAAAAGAAAGACUUAAUUUCACCAGCAACCAAGAACCCAUUCAUACCCUAUUUCUCUUCUCCUCUUUUAUGAUGGACAGAGAUCCCUUUCAUGCCUGUGUUUUCCAAAACUGACUGUUCUACACCUGAUUUCAUCUCCAUGAGAUCCCUUUCAUGCCUGUGUUUUCAAAAAAUGACUGUUCUACACCUGAUUUCAUGUCCAUGGCUACCUCUGUUGUCAGUGCUACUAGUCCUCUCACAGAACCCUGCAAUGGCGAUUGAAUUCGUCUUCAACGGCUUCAAUGAUGGUGAGAUACCCCUCAUCGAGGCCGCAAAACUCGAUGGCCGAACCAUCCUCCUUACUGGAGCGGAUUCUAACAGAUCGGUCGGCCGUGCCUACUUUCCCACUCCUCUUACCAUCAAAGUCCAAAAUUCCACUAGCAUGUCGUCCUUCUCCACCAGCUUCAUCUUCUCCAUCCUCAGUCGCACCCCUGAAACCAUCAGAAGCCAUGGCCUGGCGUUUUUCCUAUCGCCCCCUGUUGAAGGACCUGUCCCCGAUCUUGACAGCCUCAUCAAUGUCGAGUUUGGCACCAAUUUCUACCAAGAAUUUGGCAGAAACCAUGUUUAUGUCCAACCCCCUUCUCCUCUCUCCAUUGUUAACACCCCUGCAGGAUAUUGGAGCUCGACUACCAGUUUCGAGUCUCUAGACAUACGGUCUGGUCAGAACAUCCAAGCUUGGAUUGAUUUCGAUGGCCCCAAUCUCACCAUCAAUGUUACAAUUGUGCCUGCGGGAACAGCCCGUCCAGUCCGUCCACUACUCUCAUACCGCAAUGACAAACUUCAGGAGUCCCUCGCUGCAGAGGUGUUUGCAGGAUUCUCGGGGUGGAGGUGGAAGCCCUAUGAGUGGCAACGGGUCCUUGCCUGGAGCCUCAGUACCAAUGGCCCGGCUCCGCCGCUCAACACCUUGAACCUCCCUGUAUUCUCCUUGAAAGAGUCCUCUUCUUCUAAAUCCCGAGCUUUUAUUGCCGGAAUCUCAUCAGCCUGCAUUUUAGUGUUUCUCACUUUGGUGGUCGGAAUCAUCUAUAAGGUGUUUUUCAAGAAGGGGAGUUCAGCAGUGGAGGAGUUGGAGGAGUGGGAAAGCGAGUAUUGGCCACACAGGAUCCCCUUAGAGGUCCUGCACCAAGCCACCAAUGGGUUCUCAAAGGAGAGCUUACUGGGCUCUGGUGGGUUUGGGAAAGUAUACAGAGGGGCCCUUCCCGGCUCGAACCUGGAAGUUGCAGUGAAGUGUGUGUCGCGUACAUCCAAGCAAGGGAUACGAGAAUUUUUAGCAGAGAUAUGGAGCAUGGGGCGGUUACAGCACCGGAGCCUGGUACAAUUGAGGGGAUGGUGCCGGCAAGACGAUCAGCUCAUGCUCGUCUAUGACUUCAUGCCCAAUGGCAGCCUUGACAAACGCAUAUUCGACUCCCCUCGAAAUCUGUUGAAUUGGGAAGGUCGACGACGAGUGGUGACCGAUGUGGCGGAGGGUCUCCUGUAUCUGCACGAGGGGUGGGAGCAACAGGUGGUUCACCGUGACGUGAAAUCGAGCAAUGUGCUGCUAGAUGCGGGUAUGAGGGGGCGGCUAGGGGAUUUUGGUCUCGCCAGGCUCUACCAGCACGGCCAGCCCACGCAGGCCACGCACGUGGUGGGCACCAUGGGUUACGUCGCUCCAGAGCUAGCAAGCACACUUGCACCCACGACUGCGAGUGAUGUGUAUAGCUUUGGGGUCUUAGCUUUGGAAGUGGCAUGUGGGAGGAGGCCCAUCGAUCGUACGAAGCCCGGGAAUGAUCAGGUGCUAGUGGAUUGGGUCCACGGGCUCUACUACGAAGGUCAACUUCUCGAGGCGGCGGAUAGCCGUAUCGCCGGUGAAUAUAGGGAGGCGGAGAUGGAGGUGAUGCUUAAAGUGGGCUUGGCAUGCUGCCAUCCGAAUCCAAAGAAGCGACCUUCGAUGCGGCAGGCAGUGCACAUACUUCAUUGCAUUCGCGCCCCCGAGCCACCCCCAACCCCGGAGGUUGAAGAUGGCUGUAGUGAGGACAAUGAUCAGCAGGAACCUUGAUGAAUGCCAUGGAAGAUCUGUUUCAAAAAUCCGGCACAGCAUCUAUCCUUUACUCCCUAGGGUAAAAUCCAAUCUAAUAGUCUUUUUUUAAUGGAUGUAACAUCUUUAUCCUAAAAAUAUAUAUAAGUAGCUCAUAGCAUUCUGCACAUUUAAAAGAAAAUAAUGUAUCAAGAUUAAACUAUAUCAUCCAAAUUUUAGAGGGUGAUGUUUUAAGUGUUUAAGAACUCAAU